Molecule: messenger RNA, 792 nt
Organism: Uloborus diversus
Lineage: Eukaryota; Metazoa; Arthropoda; Arachnida; Araneae; Uloboridae
Product: zinc finger protein 177-like
Exons: 6
Coding region: 1-792 (263 amino acids)
Biological process (GO): regulation of transcription by RNA polymerase II
Molecular function (GO): DNA-binding transcription factor activity; RNA polymerase II cis-regulatory region sequence-specific DNA binding
Source: RefSeq, a predicted model, not a curated record
AUGUACAGGAUAUCAUUGGCAAUGCACACGAAAACUGGUUUACAGAUGGUUCCAAGACUGCAUACGGAACUGAAAAGCUUGCUACUGUCUGAAACUUUAGCCAUAUUGGCUUGUGUAAAUAACUGCCUAGAUCGAAGCAUAAGCGGGAAGGUUAUCAGAAUCAUCUCUGAUAGCCAAGCUGUGUUGAAAGCUCUCCAUCGAGACUGCUUCUCUACCAAAACUGUUUGGGAGUGCCAUAAUGCACUGAAUGGAAAUUUAAAGAGGCAUUUCAGGACACAUACUAAAGAAAAUCCGUAUUCUUGUGAAAUUUGUAACAAGUCAUUUAAUACAAGUCUAAGGAAGCAUUUGAGGACACACACUAAAGAAAAACCUUAUUCUUGUGAAAUUUGUAACAAGUCAUUUUCUGAGAGCAAGAUGCCUACAGUGUACAAAAGGAAAAAAACUGGAGCAGCUCGUGAGACCUGGACAGAAGACAAUUUAAAAGAGGCUCUAAGGAGGCUAGAAGCAGGAGAAAUUGGUGUCAAUGAAGCUGCUAGAUACUAUGGAAUUCCUUCUCGGACACUUCGUCGUCGAAGAAAAACAGGCAACAAUAUCAAAACAAGCUCUUUAGGACCACAAGGAGUGUUUGGAGUUGAAAACGAAAAACGUCUCGUCAAGCACAUCCAACGUUUAGAAAAAUGUGGAUUUGCACCUGACAAAGAUACAAUUAGAACACUUGCUUUUCAGUUUGCUGAAAAGCUAGGUCUCAAUCAUCGAUUUAAUUUAGAAUCAAGAAUGGCUGGACAACAAUGA